AUGGGUGCUCCAUUCCCAGCAGCCACCAGACCGUCCUAUAUGACACAUCACACCACGCCACACUGCCGCCUCAGAAAUGAUUGGCCACUGAUCUCCUUCGAGUUGGCCGAGUACACCGCUAAUGUGGAUGGUGUAGGUACGCUUCGUCUCCUGGACGCCAUAAAGACAUGCGGUCUGACCAACAGCGUAAAAUUCUACCAGGCCUCCACUAGUGAGCUGUACGGCAAAGUUCAAGAGAUCCCUCAGAAGGAAACUACGCCCUUCUACCCUCGCUCACCUUACGGUGCUGCGAAGCUCUACGCCUACUGGAUCGUGGUGAACUUUCGAGAAGCCUACAACAUGUUUGCUGUCAACGGGAUCCUCUUUAACCACGAGAGCCCGAGGAGAGGUGAGCUCACAGCAUGACGCUCAUUCUGCUGUUCCAUGACACCACCAAGUCGUGGUUGUU
Morone saxatilis (striped sea-bass) is the source of this 448-nucleotide messenger RNA. Its product is annotated as GDP-mannose 4,6 dehydratase-like. Lineage: Eukaryota; Metazoa; Chordata; Actinopteri; Moronidae. Gene Ontology annotation, molecular function: GDP-mannose 4,6-dehydratase activity. The record is from RefSeq and is a predicted model, not a curated record. Gene Ontology annotation, biological process: GDP-mannose metabolic process. The coding region runs from base 1 to 405 and encodes 134 amino acids. The transcript has 4 exons.